AUGCAUAUCUCCCGAGCUGUAACAACCGCAACCGCAGCGGCGGCACCGCGGUUUGCUAUGUACUACGACCAGUGGCACACUGCGUCUCCCAGCAAGGACCAAAUGGCUGGAAUAACACAUGUAGUUACCGCAUUUGCCGGCACUACGCUGUUCACGAGCGAUCCGGCCGGCUCCUAUUCGCCGUUCGUAGACGUAGGAACGCUCCGCAGCCAAUUCCCCGACGGAACCAAAAUGUGUGUGGCGAUCGGAGGAUGGGGUGACACUUCCGGGUUUUCCGUCGGCCAAAAGGACGAUACGUCGAGGAAGACUUAUGCAAAGGGCGUUGCUGCAAUGCUCGAAAGUCACGGUUACGACUGUGUCGAUGUUGAUUGGGAAUAUCCUGGUGGUAAUGGUGAAGAUUAUAAACAAAACCCGAACUCAGGCAAGGUCGACGAGAUCGCCAACUACGCCUUGCUACUGCAGGAAAUCAAGUCAGCUAUCGGUGACAAAGAGCUUUCCAUCGCGGUUCCCGGCCUCGAGAGGGAUAUGAUUGCCUUCACCUCCGAGCAAGUUCCUAAGAUCAACGAUGCUGUCGAUGUAGUUAACGUUAUGGCAUACGACUUGAUGAACAGACGCGACACCCAAACCACGCACCACACCUCCGUCAAAGCAUCCCUAGCUACAGUCGACAAGUACAUCUCGCUCGGCAUGGAUGCCUCCAAGCUCAACCUAGGCUUCGCCUUCUACGCGAAAUACUUCGUCACGCAAGGCGAAUGCACGCAGCCGAUCGGAUGUCCCACUGUGCAGCUAGAAGACGCCAACGGCGGCGACACGGGAAAAUCCGGCGCCGUGACCUUCCUCGAGGGGCCCCCGGUCCUGUCCAGCGGGAAGGCUGAUACCGAGGAGGGCGGCCAGUGGUACUGGGACGCGGCCGAGAGCAAGUUCUGGACGUGGGACACGCCCGACUUUAUCGCGCAGAAGUUCGAGCAGAUUGUUAAGGCGAGGGGGUUGGGUGGCGUUAUGGCAUGGAGCUUGGGUGAGGAUUCAGCAGACUGGACAUACGUCAAGGCUAUCCAGGCUGGUUUGGCUACGCUAUAA
Messenger RNA from Daldinia childiae, 1077 nucleotides. RefSeq names its product Chitinase 1. Bases 1 to 1077 code for a protein of 358 amino acids. Gene Ontology annotation, molecular function: chitinase activity; chitin binding. Gene Ontology annotation, biological process: chitin catabolic process; carbohydrate metabolic process. Gene Ontology annotation, cellular component: extracellular region. The transcript is spliced from 5 exons. NCBI's taxonomy places the organism in Eukaryota, Fungi, Ascomycota, Sordariomycetes, Xylariales, Hypoxylaceae. The record is from RefSeq and is a predicted model, not a curated record.